AGUUCGAUGACAAUGCAUUACUUUGGUUGAAAAAUAAACAUAAAAUAUCGAAGUUUUUGAGAGCAUUUUCAAAUAAUACUAUGAAUAUAUCGCCGCAUAGAUUGAGGAAAGGAUCAGGAACGAUGAAGCCAAGAUUACAAAGUCCCAUGCCGACGCCUGUAUUCGGAAACGAGGGUAUUUUUAGUCAUAAAAGUGCUAGAACUCGAAGCCGCUUGGACGACUUUCAUCAACCACCAAGACCACCUGUUAAAUCUGCUCCUCCUGUUAGCCGCAUUUUUAGGCAUACUCGACGUUAUUCUGACGGACCGCAACGCGUUAGUUUUGGUUCAAAACAAGAUGUAUUGGAUAAUCUGUGUUACAACUCAAUGUCUCAUGUUCCAUACUUCGAACAGUGCUUUAAAAUUAUUGGCAAACUGGGUCAAGGCUCGUUUGGUGAGGUAUUUAAAGUUGAAAGCAAGGAAGAUGGAUGUCUGUAUGCUGUCAAGAAAUCCAGAGUACGAUUUAGAGGAGAGUACGACAGACAGCAGAGACUUGAUGAAGUGAAAAAGCAUGAAAAAUUACGGCAGCACCCAAACUGUGUGAAAUUAAUCAAAGCUUGGGAAGAAAGAGGUCAAUUGUAUAUUCAAACAGAACUUUGUGAUAUGAGUUUGACAGAUUUUUGUGACAAACACACAAAAAUUGAAGAGAGAUUUGUUUGGGAUAUUCUUGUUGAUCUAACACAGGGUCUGAAGCAUCUCCAUGACAACAAUAUGGUUCACAUGGAUAUAAAACCAUCAAAUGUAUUGAUUGGUUUGGACAGCCUGUAUAAAAUUGCGGACUUUGGGCUUGUUCUUGACUUAUAUAAUCAUCAUUUCAGCGAGGGUCAAGAAGGUGAUCCUAUGUAUUUGGCACCAGAACUGCUUGAAGGACAAUUCUCCAAGGCAGCUGACAUCUUUAGCCUUGGUAUAAGCUUACUUGAAGUAGCAUGUGAUCUUGAUCUACCACGUGGUGGUGAUGCGUGGCAUCACCUUCGUGAAAAACGGAUUCCAAUGUCCUUUCUUCAAGGCGUAUCGGCAGAAUUAUCCUGUCUUAUUUGCAGAAUGAUGGACCCUUUGCCUGGAAACAGACCAACAGUUGACGAUAUUCUAAAGGAACCUGUCGUGAUUAAGGCGAACGCACGAAGGAAAAGAUUAAAGUUACUUAAUGCAGCGAGUGCAAAAUUCAAAAUUAUUCUUUCUCCUUUCACGUUCCUCCUGUUUUGGAUCUGGUAUACUUUCGUGGUGAAACCUUUUCAUAUUUUAUGCGAUUGUAACAACUUUCGAGUCUCUAGCACGACCGAAUUGCUUCAGGAAAACAUGUUUGACUACAGUCACUAUUCGGAAGAUAGUGUUUUUGGUAUGACCUCAUUUUCGACUUCUAUUGAUGAAAAACUCUCAUUAAAGAAUAGUUUUUCUCCCAGGAAUAUUUCAAGAUCAUACUUAUUAAGCGAUGAAGACUCGCCCAGAAGAACAUCACCAUUUCAUACAUGUCUAUCGAAGCACUCACCAUGGCGUGACGCGAGUGGAAGCAUAACUCCACCAAUAGCUAACAGCAGUCCCCGAAUGAACUGUACUCCACCAUCUGAAUCAGCAAAGUAUAUUAGUGGAAUUGAUCCCAUCUUAAAGAGCCAAAUUGGACCUAAGAAUUUGAUGGAGAUUUUUGAAGAUGUGGCAAAAGAUAGUGAAAGUUUUUGAAUCUUUUUGAUUUAAACCUGGAACUUACAGCAUCUGGUAGCAUUGGAGGAAUUUGAAAAAGCCAGAAAUUUCUCCACAAUUAUCAUUGAUAUGCAACAAUUAACCUUACAGAGAAGGACAAUUUACAUCAUACUUGUACAGACACAAUAAAAACAAACACAAUUUAAAAAAAUAUUUGAAACUAGGAGGUUGCACAGAUAUUCAGUAUCAUAAUUACCAUGGAAAAAAAUUUUAGUUUCAUGUUUUUCCUUAAUUGACAAGCAUUUUACCAAAGUCCAA
This is a messenger RNA of Xenia sp. Carnegie-2017, 1991 nucleotides long. RefSeq names its product membrane-associated tyrosine- and threonine-specific cdc2-inhibitory kinase-like. The transcript is spliced from 18 exons. Gene Ontology annotation, molecular function: protein kinase activity; ATP binding. Lineage: Eukaryota; Metazoa; Cnidaria; Anthozoa; Malacalcyonacea; Xeniidae. Gene Ontology annotation, biological process: protein phosphorylation. Bases 81 to 1712 code for a protein of 543 amino acids. The record is from RefSeq and is a predicted model, not a curated record.